AUGAACAGUCUGGUGGCCACGCCUCCUGUCCCUCCUCAUUUCUACGAGAACCUUCGGCUCUCUCCUUCCCGUAUAAUGUCUACACCUUCGUCGUCCUAUACCAGCCGAAAGCGGAAAGCCGACGACGACGGCAACGAGCAUGAUGGACGCAUGUCCGCCUCUCCGACCAACUCCCCUGCAUUCACUCCUCGCCAGCUUCCUUCUUUUCGAAACAUAAAACGUUCCCGACCGAACGUCUCUGGUCGACCUCUCUCCCUCCCUCGCCUCCUAGAGACACUAGACACGGAUGCCUUGCGCAUGGUGGUGCGAACCAUGUGCGAACGCCACCCCCAACUCGCUGACGAGGUUGCUCAAACCUCUCCUCGGCCGAGUGUAUCGUCCACGCUACAGGUACUCCGAAACUACCAAGCGGCCCUCCAGUCCUCGUUCCCGCUGGGCAGCAACACCGAGUCUGACUAUGCCUACAACCGCGUACGACAACCGCUCACAAACCUUCUCGAAGCCCUGAGCGAUUUCACACCGAACUUUCUCCCUCCCAACGAGUCGCAGCCAUCGGUAUCUCUGAGCUACCUCGACGGUGCCACCAAUAUCAUCCACGCCCUGCCUCGCUGGAGCACUCCACAAAACAAUAUCGAGCGGGACUCGGCGUACGAUGAGAUUUGCAAGGCCUGGAUCCUGGUGAUCCGAGAGGCGGCAAAGCGAGGUGGUGGUAUCCAGCUUCAAUAUGGAGGAUGGGAUCAGAAACUCGCGAAGCACAACCAGAACUCCGGGGGUAAGAUGCAGGCGGCAGUGAAUGAGCUGGCCACCAACCUGGGGUGGAUGAAUGGGCCGGACUCCCUAUCCCACGGUGCUGGUGGCGGCGAUAUGGGCUCUAUCCGAGACCAGCUCCUCUCGGGGACAUAUGGCUUGGGCACUCCUGUGAAGGUUGGACCCUGGUGA
Molecule: messenger RNA, 939 nt
Organism: Penicillium macrosclerotiorum
Lineage: Eukaryota; Fungi; Ascomycota; Eurotiomycetes; Eurotiales; Aspergillaceae
Product: cut8/STS1 family protein
Exons: 2
Coding region: 1-939 (312 amino acids)
Biological process (GO): nuclear protein quality control by the ubiquitin-proteasome system; proteasome localization
Cellular component (GO): nucleus
Source: RefSeq, a predicted model, not a curated record